Phanerochaete carnosa HHB-10118-sp is the source of this 922-nucleotide messenger RNA. RefSeq lists its product as uncharacterized. The transcript has a single exon. The record is from RefSeq and is a predicted model, not a curated record. Bases 167 to 571 code for a protein of 134 amino acids. NCBI's taxonomy places the organism in Eukaryota, Fungi, Basidiomycota, Agaricomycetes, Polyporales, Phanerochaetaceae.
GCUACUUCAGGAUAUGCCGUAGGCACGGCGAUAAAGAAGCGCGAAGCCUAUUCGCCCGCUUGAGCCAAGUCUCAGGCUUGUUGGAGCGGAGCUGCCUAGACCGUUGUCACCCCGGCCCCCAUGCUCGUUGUGAGUUCAAGCAUCACAGAGGUGGCGGCGGUUUAGAAUGGCAAAGGCCUUCGCGUGGGCUUCAUUAAACAGCAUCCGAGGUUUCGACGACUUCCGAAGCGUGUGCCUUUGGCUUCUGUUAUCUCUUGUACGCGUCUCGAAACCGAUGUGUCGCGGACAGCGAACGCGUUUGCACCCGUGGAUUAUCCGCAGCUCAUCCGCAUGCGUACACUUUCUCUUGAUGCCCGUCGAGGGAAGCACGGUGAGCGAUCUCCUCUGUGUGUGCGACAGCGUAGAUGACGGAGAGGAUUGGCUCACAGUUAAAGAUGGUACCCACGGUCUUUCUUCGGGCGAAAGUCGUGCAAUCUCCUCACACGCGUCGCGAACUGUGUAUCGACUAUGGCCGUCGUAUGGUGCAUAUGCCUUCCUCAACGGCUCCUGCAGUACUCGAAGUGUAUGGUGAAGCCGUGCAAACACCUAGGUUGCUGCAAAGUCGCUCCAUUGCGUUCUGGUCACACAGGCUCGGCCAAAUAACUUACUUGCGAAGUGCGUUGUAGUCUAUUGGAUGACAUGCUCGCUCACCUAGGAUCAGCUAGACCCACAUCCGCAUCGCAUGGCUUGGUCUCGAACCACAGACCACUGGGGAUAUGGCACAAUGAGCUUAUCUUGUACCAGUAGCCGUUCGUGAUAUGAUAGCACUUACGGCCAUUUCAUUCACGUUGAGCUAUUCUAUACCAUCAGGUUUCCCUCGUCGCGAUUGACAUCUCCGCGUCGAAUCAAUUGGUGCUAUCAGUAGACGAGAACCGAGAUGUAG